AAGGCAGGUGCCAAGGCAGGGGAAUGGGCACAGUGGGCAAUCGAGGCUCGAGAGAGAGCGUUGGCGGAGGCUGACGAAUUCGGUGACAUGAUCAUUAGCGAUUACGUGGAUACCUACGUGAACCUGACCUAUAAGCUCAUAGCGAGCCAUCGAUGGGCUUCAGCAUUUUGCCAAGGCAAAUCCGACGUUUUUCUAUUCAUCGACGACGACUACGUGUUCAACGCGAGGAGUGUGCUCAAUUACCUGAAUGGUCUGACAAAGUCGGAUCGUCGCCAACUGCUCAGUGGACAACUAAUGAUUUGGGAGCGUGUGAUUCGUGCGAUUGAGGACGCCAGUGAAAAUAAGUGGGCUGUGUCUCGAUAUGAGGUUCCGUGGCCGCAGUACCCACCUUACGCAAGCGGAGCGGUGACGUUUGUCGGUGCAGAUGUACUCACGGAGCUGGUCGUAGCCGAAGCCUACACGCGCUUUCUGUGGGUGGAUGAUGCGUUCAUGGGCUUCGUCGUAGCUAAAUUGCCACAUCUGCGAUUCCACAGCUUGAAAGACUUCUAUAACUGGAAAGCUCUCAUUGUGCAUAUUAACCCCUCAGGUUCUCAUUGGAAUGGUUCGCAGACGGUGUGA
This is a messenger RNA of Mesocestoides corti, 618 nucleotides long. The record is from the annotation of a GenBank genome assembly. Lineage: Eukaryota; Metazoa; Platyhelminthes; Cestoda; Cyclophyllidea; Mesocestoididae.